UUUUCAUAUUUUCACAAUAUCAUAUUUUAACUUAUGUUACCACCAGUCUUCAUAUGAAAUUAGACCAGACUCUUAAAGCAUAUUCUAUCCAUCCAUCCGUCUUUUACCACUUUUACCUCCACGUGAGGGUCGCAGGGGGGUGCUUUGCCACUCUCAGCUGGACACUGCGUGAUAGGCGGGAUCACACACUGGACAGGCCGCCAGUCCAUCACAGGGCCUUGAAGCAUAUUGUUUAUAAAUUAACCACAAAGCUAAAUAUAUGAAUAGUGAAUAACAUUAACAAUAAAAUAAAGUAGUUAUAUCAUGUUAUGUAAUUUUUGCAAUGUGCCACACACACAAUGCCACAAACGAACUGGCGCCUCACACAGGUGACUGGUAGCUCACCACCACACCUUGAGCCCAAAUCAGCUGUUUCCCCUGAUCAAGAUGGCCCAUCAGCGCCGCUCUAAAUUUACCUUCAUCUUGGGUUACACACAUGAUGGAGGGGAGGUGGGACACUGAAACUGUACAGGAAGCCAGACGAGGGUUAGCGGUUCAGGGCCACUUUGAUUAAGGCGCAGCCUGGGUGGCCUCAGUGGUUGACUCCGGUCCCCCACGAUGGUUCUCUCUCCCCUGGCUCUUAUAAACACUCUCUCCACCCAACCCUGGUAAAUCUGUUAAGCUGGCAACUGGGUACCAAACAGUUCUGUGUCACAUGAGAGGCCUGGCUGGAGUCAGAGUGGCCCAGGAUACUAUUCUUAGUUGCAGGAAUGUACACAGCAGCCUCAUGGCGAGCGCCGCAGUGCCUAACUGGAGAGCCUUGUUGUUGCUGUGGGUCAUGCUCCUUGUCGUUCCUUGACAACAGAACCCAAUUUCUCUCUGGAAUACGAUUUGAUUUAUUUUGCAGCUGGAACUGAUAUUGUUUUAAAAGAGGCUGUCAAGAGAUUCUGGAUAUUGUCUACUCUCUGAGGGCAUGAGAAUGGCCUCCACAUCGUGUGGGGUUUUCUCUUUCAAAGACUCCGAACUUCCCUCCCACCUGCUGACCCAGCUCAACGUCCUCCGGCAGGAGCGCAUACUGACGGACGUCCUGCUCUGCGCGGAGCACCGCGAGUUCCCCUGCCACAGGAACGUCCUGGUGUCCAGCAGCCCGUACUUCCGGGCCAUGUUCUGCAGCAACUUUCUGGAGAGCAGUCAGGCCCGUGUGAAUCUGAAGGGAAUCUCUUCCACUGUCAUCAGUAGCAUUGUGGACUAUGUCUACACAGGCUGCAUCACUAUCACCAUGGAGACUGUGCUCCCGCUCAUGCAGGCCGCCUCCAUGCUUCACUAUGGAGGCCUCUUUGAGGCCUGCUCGUUGUUUCUCCAGGACCAGUUGAGUCCAGAAAACUGUCUGAGCAUGAUCCGGCUCUCUGAGAUCCUGCACUGUGAGAGUUUGAGGGAGAGAGCGAAGGAGAUGGCUGUGAGGUGUUUCUCUGACGUUGCUGCCUCGGAGGACUUCUGUGAGUUGUCUCUCCCCGAGCUCAUGUGUUACCUAGAAGAUGACCGCUUGUGUGCCGAGGAGGAGCAAGUGUUUGAGACCCUACUGGCCUGGAUCCACCACGAUCCGUUCUCAAGACGUGGAGCAAUCCACGAUCUCUUCAAGAAAGUCCGGCUUCGCUUCAUCCAUCCGACUUACCUCUUCCAGUUUAUUGCAAACGACCCUCUGGUGCAGUCAUCCACACUCUGCACUGAGAUCAUCGAUUCAGUGCGUCGCCUCAUGCUCACAGUCAGCAAUAAGUGUGGUCAUGAGCUCAAACCACUUUGGACCACACCGCGCCGGUACACCUGCAGAGAAACACUGGUGGUGGUGGGGGGACGCAAGAACAAUGAACAAACAUCAAGAGAAGCACUGCUUUAUGAUGAACGCACUCAGCGUUGGCAAUGGUUGGCCAAACUCCCUCUGCGGCUCUACAAAGCUGCGUAUGUGUGUAUUCACAGCAUCCUCUAUGUGCUCGGCGGGCUCAGCCUGUGCAUGACAUCAGGUGACAGCUCAGUCAGUGCCACAGUUUACACUCUCUCCCUCAAAACCAACCAGUGGAGAACUGCUGAGCCCAUGUCAGAGCCACGAUACGCUCACCAGAGUGUGUCCUACCUGCACUUUAUAUUUGUGUUGGGAGGCAUCGGGGUAGACAAGCAAAUCUCUCAGUCCGUAGAAAGGUAUAACAGUAUGUUUAAUCAAUGGGAGGACAUGGCACCGAUGCCCACGGCGGUGCUGCAUCCGGCUGUUGCAGCAUGUGAUCAGAGGAUCUACGUUUUUGGAGGCGAGGAUGCCAUGCAGAAUCCAGUCAGAUUGAUACAGGUGUAUCACAUCUCCCGCAAUUUGUGGUCGAGGCUAGAGACGAGGACAGUGAAAAAUGUUUGUGCCCCUGCUGCUGUCAUAGAGGAUAAGAUCUACAUCAUAGGAGGGUACACCCGGCGAAUGAUAGCCUAUGACACCAAAGCCAACAAGUUUGUUAAGUGUGAGAAUCUAAAGGUGCGCAGGAUGCACCACAGUGCCACCGUGAUUAACAACAAGCUCUACGUCACCGGUGGACGCAUCCUCAACAGCCACGAUGUCAUCGAGGACUCGGACUGCUUCGAGUGUUAUGACCCAAAGACUGACAUUUGGACCUCAAAGGGCUCUUUGCCAUACAAGCUGUUUGACCACGGCUCUCUGCCGCUAGUCUGUGUUUCCAACAGACCCAACCCACCAUGACCCACGUCACGCUGCGCUUCAUCUCUCCUUUGCCGUGGUUAAUCAGCCUCCGAGUGUACAAAUGGGGAACCCGUUUCAUAACUGACUGCAUUCCAUCACGUGGCUCAGACUUGGCAGUUUGUUAUGCCAAGUUGAAUUCCAUGUCAGUCAGAGGAUAAGCUCAGCUGAUGUGCAGAGAUGCCAUGUCCUCAGGCAUCUGAGGUGGAAAUGAACCCCAGACAUGACGAGGGGCAGUUGUGCUUGCACAACAAGCAGCUGUUUGGACACUUUACACUAUUAAUGUUUUUAUUCCCUCGACCAUAUGACUUUAAUAUAAAAACUGAAAACAUGAAGAUUGUUGCUUCAUCUGUGUGUUAAAAAAUGGCCAAUAAGAUGGCUGAUACAGUUGCACUUUGUUAGAAAACACAUUCCUUCGUGACCCACAUGGUUCUAACACAGCAUUUAACGGUGAGCUGUGACACAAAAUGGUCAAGCUCCACUGACAAAGUACAUCAGUGUAUCAGAGUCUACUGAAAUGACAAUUUGGGUUAGCCAACAACCCAAGAACAAAGCAAGAAAAGCUCCACAUCACCGGCUUUAAGAUAAUGGCUUCACGGGCAGCAGCGUUGAUGUGAGGACUUGUGACAAUGCCACAGUUGAGUGUUAAGAAAGGGUUUUGGGGAGAAUUUUCAAGGUUUGCAGUCUACACUGUUUCACUCUUUCACACAUUUAAUGACCUGAAAUCAUUCUUACACUCAUGAGGAAACAGCAGGACAACAUGAGAAGAUACCACAUGUAGCUGUUUGUUAACGGCCAAUGUCUUGGACGUUAGGGAGUAUAAAUUAAGUGUUUGACCAUUAAGUGACUUUUUCAUUGAAACCCAAAAAGAUCAUGUGUGGCACACAUCUGUCCAAUGAGUCCCAUCUACUUCAGAUUGCUGCAUAUCCACAAUGUACUGCUGUCACUUACAUAAUCCUUUUUCUGUCAAAUCUGUCAUUUCUUAUAGAACAACACGAUUGCAUUCAACAGUGAAUUUUAAACAGUAUGAGGUGAUUAAAAACAAAGAAAAUCCUGUAUUGCUUUUAAUAUGAAAGAACAAUAAAAGAAC
Messenger RNA from Solea senegalensis (Senegalese sole), 3797 nucleotides. It is a transcript of the gene klhl38a, whose product is annotated as kelch-like family member 38a. Gene Ontology annotation, molecular function: protein binding. The record is from RefSeq and is a predicted model, not a curated record. Bases 953 to 2710 code for a protein of 585 amino acids. NCBI's taxonomy places the organism in Eukaryota, Metazoa, Chordata, Actinopteri, Pleuronectiformes, Soleidae. The transcript is spliced from 4 exons.